Cricetulus griseus (Chinese hamster) is the source of this 865-nucleotide messenger RNA. NCBI's taxonomy places the organism in Eukaryota, Metazoa, Chordata, Mammalia, Rodentia, Cricetidae. The record is from RefSeq and is a predicted model, not a curated record.
AUGUCGUCCAGUAGGCGCGUGGCGCUGGUGACCGGGGCUAACAAGGACAUCGGCUUCGCCAUCACGCGUGAGCUGUGUCGCAAGUUCUCGGGGGACGUGGUGCUCACCGCGCGGGACGAGGACCGGGGCAAGGAGGCUGUGCAGCAGCUGCAGGAAGAGGGCCUGAGUCCCCGCUUCCACCAGCUGGACAUCGACGACCUGCAGAGCAUCCGUGCCCUGCGCGACUUUCUGCUCCAGGAAUAUGGGGGGCUCGACGUGCUGAUCAAUAAUGCAUACAUCGCCUUCAAGAAUGCUGACCCAACUCCCUUCCACAUUCAAGCAGAAGUGACAAUGAAAACAAACUUUUUUGGUACCCAAGAUGUCUGCACCGAGCUACUCCCUCUAAUAAAACCCCAAGGCAGAGUGGUGAAUAUAUCAAGUAUGGUCAGCCUCAGGGCCCUGGAAAACUGCAGCCCAGAGCUGCAGCAGAAAUUUCGAAGUGACACCAUCACAGAGGAGGAGCUGGCGGAACUCAUGAACAAGUUUGUGGAAGCCACAAAGAGAGGGAUGCAUGAGAUGGAAGGCUGGCCUAAUAGUGCUUAUGCGGUGUCCAAGAUUGGGGUGACAGUCCUGUCCAGAAUCCAUGCCCGGAAACUCAGCCAGCAGAGGAGAGAUGACAAGAUCCUCCUCAAUGCCUGUUGCCCAGGGUGGGUGAGAACAGACUUGACAGGACCAAAAGCCCCCAAGAGCCUAGAAGAAGGAGCAGAGACCCCCGUGUACUUGGCCCUUUUGCCCCCAGAUGCAGAGGGGCCUCAUGGGCAGUUUGUUCAGCAGAAAAAAGUAGAAGAAUGGUGAACUCAACUCUCCCCCCUCCCCACAGCACCCU